This is a messenger RNA of Xenopus laevis (African clawed frog), 985 nucleotides long. Its product is annotated as protein kinase C theta type-like. NCBI's taxonomy places the organism in Eukaryota, Metazoa, Chordata, Amphibia, Anura, Pipidae. The coding region runs from base 61 to 462 and encodes 133 amino acids. The record is from RefSeq and is a predicted model, not a curated record. The transcript has 3 exons.
CAUAAAGAAACAUAUACUGCAGCAGUGGACUGGUGGUCAUUGGGCAUCACCAUCUGCGACAUGGCCACUGGCAAGUUGCCAUUUAACAACAGCGGCAACACCAAGGAGCUGAUUCAUUCCAUAAAAUACAAGGAACCUAAGAUACCUAAUGGACUGGAUGAAGAUCUGAAACAUCUUCUGUACAAGAUUCUUAAAAGGAAAUCAAAACGUCGCCUUGGACUGCGAGGAGACAUUAGGCAACAACCAUUUUAUCGAUCCAUCAAUUGGGUGGCGCUGGAAAAGAAAGAAUUACAACCACCUUUCCAGCCCAGAACUCCAGCAGCUAAUCUAUUCCAGCCGUAUGAUGGGAAGCCGCCGCUGUCAUUCCUCAAUGAGGAUGAAGCCACUUCAGGGGAAGCUACAUCGGAAGACAGAAACAUCAUUCCCGGCUUCUCAUUUUUAAGUUCCACCUGGCUGGAGUAAGUAUAAAGGCACGUGUGUCAUUCAGUCACUAAUAACAACAUGCUGCUAUUCCAUCUAGUGCAGGUACAAAACACCAGUUUAUCUGUGGAAUUCAAGAUCAUCUCCACCUGCUGUACAAAGGCCGUAUCUUCCUCCUGUUUGUAACAUCAGCUCCACCUUCACCUGGAAUUCCAUCGCCCAGGGUAUGAGACUGCUUGGUAACAUCAAGUACUGGGAACACGAGGGGCAGUCACUCAUCUGGUACAUCAGGUAAGUAUCAGGUGGGUAUAUAUAUGUGAGUGAAUGUGUGAGUGAACGUGAGAUAUGAAAGGAUAAGGGUGUAACAGAAGGCAAAGCAGAGUCUAAGAUCACAGCCUGCUUUGUCUUCCUGCACAUCAUGUCUAUAGAUCCUAUACCCUGUUAGUUAUGUAAAUAGUUUUAUAGUUUUACCAGGGCAAGGGUUUUUUCCCAUCUGAAGUAAGAUGGGGUUUUUUUACCUUGUCCCUUAAGUUUCUAUGUUAAAUGAGCAAAGGGUGGGACUUCA